CAGUCAAAGCUGCAACACAUUAUUCAUCCAAGAAAAGACGAAGAAGAAGACUUUCGCUUUAGCUGACUGGAGCUCCUGACAGAAGUUUCACUAUUACGAUGAAACAAUUACACAGAUGAUCAGCAAAUAUAGCAAAACUAACCUCAGAGAUCGCAUAGUCUUUUCUAAAGGAACGCUGAGUGUGUAACUUUGGAGUUUUAUCCGAAGUGAAGAUAUAAGAUGAACCGCUGCUAUGCUAAGAUGGCGACGUCCAGUCAAAGAGAAGGAGGAAGAGAACCAUCGCCACCAACUCCAGGGCAACCAUUAACGGAGAAAAAGCACCAAACCUCAGAUAACGACAUCCAGAAGCUAUUUGGUCAUCAUAAAGAACGUCCCAAUGAGCCACAUGGGUGGAGCUCCACAUGGAAGCAGCCCCCCCAUGUUAAAGAGCAAGACAUGGAACUCAAAAUCACACACGACGGAGAACGUCAUUCAAGGCCAGAAGAAGCUGAUCUCAGCACGUUUCCACUGACUGGUGUCUCUGUGAAGACUGAAGACCAUGAAGACAAACCACCAGAGUCCUUACGUUGGUUGUGUCCUUCAGACGUCGAGCAGCUGACUGGUUUUCAAAAAGAAUAUCCCCCUCGGCCACAGUGUGGGACCUCCACUUUGAAGCAGGAAGUUCCACAGCCCCUCCAGGUUAAAGAGGAAGAGGAGGAACUUUGGAUCACUCAGGAGGGAGAGUGUUUUAUAGGGUUGAAGGAAACUGAUGUCACCAAGUUGCCACUGACUGUAGUCUCUGUGAAGACCGAAGACCAUGAAGACGAACCACUUGAGUCCUCAAGUGAGGAGAACAUGACAACAGAAGCUGAUGGAGACCACUGUGGAGGAUCCCAAGCAGACAACCUCUUAGCUCCGCUAUCGGAUAGCGACGACACAACGUCACACUCCGCGGACGACACCCAAGAACCUUUGAGCAGCGACACAGACUGGGAAGGCGACAUGAGGACUCAAACUGACGACAAUCGCUCCAAGAAGAAGACGGGGACGAAGCAUUUCACUUGCUCGGUUUGCGCUAAAACGUUUUCACGUCAGAGUAAUCUGACGCAACACAUGCUGAUGCACACGGGGGAGAGACCUUUUGCUUGCUCACUCUGCGGCAAAAGCUACUCUUACCGAAAGAGCUUGACUUAUCACAUGCUCACGCACACGGCGGAGAAACCGUUGAGCUGUUCUCUUUGCGGUCACAGAUUCACGCAGAAGUCGAGUAUGAUUUCACACAUGAGAAGGCACACGAUAGAGAAACCUUUCGGUUGUUCCGUUUGUGGUAAAAGAUUCCCUACAAAGACGCGUCUGGUCGCUCACAAGAAAACACAUCGGGGACAAACGCUCUUCAGUUGCUCCGUUUGUGGGAAGAACUACACUUACAAAUACCUUUCCAAGUUUCACAUGAUAAUGCACUCGAAGGAAGACGCUUGUCAAGAAGAAGAAGAAGAAGAGGAGUCGGCCUCAGAUAAUCAGCCGAAACAUUACUGGAACCAAAAAGGCUUUGAAUGGUCGUUCUGAUAUUCAUCCUGUGGGAUGUUAGUUGAAAUGGGCCAUCAAGAGGGUCAAAGUAGUACACGCCUGUGUUAUGUGUACAACUACUGGCUUUCAUGUGACGUGGAAUAUUGUGAAAAUAUCAUUUUCACAAGAAAAAAGGUGUUUUUUUUUUCUACAGUAGAAGAAAAAUAUCGUACUCGAACAAGAAAAGGCCUCAUUUACAUGAGAAUGACGUAAUAUGAGGACAAGUAAUGUGAUUUUAGAAGCAUAUUUCAUUGUUCGGCCCUUUGUGUUGAGUUAUGGACUCCUAUAGAGCAGCUCCACACAAUAACCAGCACACAAAGCUUUCUAGAUCUUCCAGAUUCUGCACCUAUUCAGCUGCAUUUCUUUGGAUGUCAUGCUCAGUCUGUAUUAAUGUAUUCCAGGCACGCAAACUCCGCUGUGGUUGGUCACUCCCGAGUGCUUACGAGGACUUCCAGAUAGCUGCCGAACCCAACUUUAUAGGAGUUGAUAAUAAACGGUGAUUCAUCUUUU
Doryrhamphus excisus (bluestripe pipefish) is the source of this 2055-nucleotide messenger RNA. Lineage: Eukaryota; Metazoa; Chordata; Actinopteri; Syngnathiformes; Syngnathidae. The record is from RefSeq and is a predicted model, not a curated record.